AUGUCUCAAGCCGGUAUCUGGACCCUUAGCCCUGCCGUUCAGGAGGAGAGCAUCGAAUCCUCCUACGUCGAAGUCUCGGGUGAACAUGGCGGCGUUGGCACCCAAGAGUCCAUCAUUGGCGUAGACCGCCGUCACCUCGCUCUCCCGGGCGACUUCAUGGACGGUGGCCGGUACCGAUCGGUUGUCAAGAUCAAGACUCGCUUUGGAGACGUCGACAAGGGCACUUCGGUUUGGAUGAUGGGCACGGGCUGGCUCAUCCGCCCCAACUUGCUCGUCACGGCCGGCCACGUCGUGUACGACUGGAGCCGAGGCCUGGGCGAGGCUCGCGAGAUCCGGUGCUACAUUGGAUACAGCGGCGCCGCCUCUGUCGGCAAGCCGCAUGUGCAGACGCGCAGCGCGACCAAGAUAGUCACCACGGCCGAGUGGCUCUCCACCAAGGCGGACCGCACUCGCGCCAAAGACGUGGCCUUCAUCCAGGUUGACCGAGACUUUGAGGGCAACCUGUCUGUGUUUAAAUACAGCAUCAACACGCCCGUUACGGGCCGCGGGUCAAACCUCGGCGUCGUCGGCUACCCGGGCGAUAAGUCCCUGAGGAACGACGACACUGGCGAGAACGAGAUGGGCGCUGAGAUGUACGAGGCCUUCCAGGACACCGACUACGAUAUUGCAAAGAGCCAGCGCAACAUGAUUGAGUACAAGAUCUCGACCUACGGAGGCCAGUCCGGUGCCCCCAUCGUCCGCCGCGGCGACAUGUCGGUCAUCGGCACUCACUGCUACGGCGGCGGCGGCUUCGAGAGCAACUCUGGCAACUCCAUCGGCGGCCAGUUCGGCAAUGUGUACAGCAAGUACAUUGAUCUAUUCAUCCAGCCCCUGGACGCGCCAAACGGCAAAGCUGCCAUUGUUGCACUCAGCCACGCGAGCAACGCCAAUGGCCAGGCGGUCCCUAGCAACCAGGUCAUCAGCAAUUGCCAGGUCACCAAAAGCCAGAUCGCCAACGGCCAGGUUGGCAACGGCCUCGCCCUAAUCAACAAGAACAACUACAACUACAACAACAACUCGGUGUCGGGGCCGCCUGUCGGCGACGCCGAAGGCUUCUUGGACAUCCUGCGGGCCGUCGGCAAGGUCGGGUCUGUUGCGCUGCCCAUUGCUGGGUCGAUCCUCGGAGGUCCCAUCGGCGGCGGCAUCGCCACCGUCGCCGGCAGCCUGCUGGGCAUGGUCUCGGGGGCGGAGAGCGCUCUCGACAACGGGGCCUCCUCUCCUGAGAGCUUUGCUCCCCAGCAAGUUUCUCGAGGCGCCGCCGAGCGUGCGGUGCUCGCCGAGGCGGCUUUGCAGACCAUUGUUUCGCUCGACCGCGGCGACGUGGCCGAGGGUCUCAUUGACGAUGUCGUGAGCACCUUCAAGCGCACCGCGCCCAAGCUCGAAGACCUCGUCAAGGUCUUGCGUCCUAUUCUUACGCAGCAGGCGCUCGAAAUCGCCGUCAAGGGCAUGAACCGCACCGCCGGGCUCACCCAAACCUCCCUGGAAUCCGAUCUCUCGCGGGCCCGUGUGAGCAUCCACCCCGGUGGUGAUCUCACUGAGAGCGCCUUGACGGGAGGCGGCGAGGGCGCCGCCCUGCUCGAGAGCCUGCUCACGCCCACGGUUCCCGUCGGCGGCGAGGAGGGAUGGAUCUCGAGCCUGGGCUCGCUCAUCAGCACCGGUGUCAAGUUGGCCGCGCCAAUCGCCGGCAAGCUGGCCAAGGAGUACGCGCCCAAGAUCAUUGGCGGUCUCGUCAGCAAGAUCUCGGGCGGUUCUCAGGAGAGCGUCGAGGGCUCCGAUGUGAUGCUCAACGACGACACCACGCGCUUCCUGCUCAAGCGCGCGUUGCUCGCCGAUGCCUCGCUGACGGCCCUCCAGCGCCUCAACAAGAACGAGCUGAGCCAGCUGCGCAUCCGCUCCGAGGUCCGACAGGAGCACGCUCUCGGAGACCAAGAGGGCGCUUGGGGAGAUUUCUUCAAGAACGUCGUGCAAAAGGUGGCGCCCAUCGCCCUCGACGGCGCCAAGAAGGCCGCCGCUGCCCUCGCACCCAAGAUCGUGGACGCUGCCCUCAGCAAGCUGGGCGGGAAGGAGAGCGAGCUGAGCGUGCCCAACGGGGCCCGUACCCUCAAGAACAAGGGCUCUUAUUACGAUGUCCUCAACGGCAGGUCGCCCAUUCAGGUAAGCAGCUUCCUCACACUGCGCGAGACGGGCGGCCAGCCGCAGUCGACGAGCCCUGCCGCAAGCCUCACCGAGCCGCAGCGCUUGUCGGGGCGACGCUCUUCGUUGGACUCGAACCCCGACCUUCCUGUCGCAUAUCCCACGGCGCCGUUGUAA
Colletotrichum destructivum is the source of this 2349-nucleotide messenger RNA. RefSeq names its product Putative peptidase S1B, peptidase S1, PA clan, peptidase S1, PA clan, chymotrypsin-like protein. Lineage: Eukaryota; Fungi; Ascomycota; Sordariomycetes; Glomerellales; Glomerellaceae. The record is from RefSeq and is a predicted model, not a curated record. The coding region runs from base 1 to 2349 and encodes 782 amino acids. Gene Ontology annotation, biological process: proteolysis. Gene Ontology annotation, molecular function: serine-type peptidase activity. The transcript is spliced from 2 exons.